Molecule: messenger RNA, 1206 nt
Organism: Exophiala spinifera
Lineage: Eukaryota; Fungi; Ascomycota; Eurotiomycetes; Chaetothyriales; Herpotrichiellaceae
Product: trimethyllysine dioxygenase
Exons: 2
Coding region: 1-1206 (401 amino acids)
Biological process (GO): carnitine biosynthetic process
Cellular component (GO): mitochondrion
Molecular function (GO): iron ion binding; trimethyllysine dioxygenase activity
Source: RefSeq, a predicted model, not a curated record
AUGGCGAACCAGGAAGUGCUCGUCGACUUCCACGGCACGGCCAUGCGGUUCCCGUCCUUCUGGCUCCGCGACCACUGCCCCUGCGCCGAGUGCCAACACCCAAGCACGCACCAGCGACAACUCGACACCUUCACAAUCGACCCGGACAUCAAGGUGUCCAACGUCGAGCCCACGCCCGACGGGCUCCAAGUGACAUGGCCAAGCGACGACCACAAGAGUCUCUACCCGUGGUCCUGGCUCGAGACGCACCCGCCCUUCACGCAGUCCAAGCCGUCGUCGUCACCAUCAUCUACCACGACAUCCAAGCGCACGCCCUCCCGACAAUGGGCCCCCGUCCUGUCUACGUCCUCGAUGCCACGAGUGGAAUACGGUGCCAUCAUGUCCGGGUCUUCCUCCGAGGGUCUCAAGUCGUUCCUCUCCGCCAUCCACAACACGGGCCUGUGCUUCAUCCCGUCGACUCCCGCCGACCCGGCGUCCACGCAGCGGCUGAUCGAACGCAUCGCGCACAUCCGCGCCACGCACUACGGCGGCUUCUGGGACUUCACGAGCGAAGUCAACCCGAUCGACACGGCCUACACCAACGACCCGCUCCCGCCUCACACGGACACGACCUACUUCACCGACCCGGCCGGCCUUCAAUUGUUCCACCUCCUCUCGCACACGUCCCUGAGUGACCCGUCCGAGCCAGGCACGGGAGGCGAGUCCACCUUCGUCGACGGCUUCGCCGCCGCGUCUCACCUGUACGACAAGUUCCCCCAGCACUACCGCUCGCUUGCGACGUAUCCCAUCAAGUCGGCCGCUCGAGGGGCACCAGAGGGCUCCUUCUACAACACCGCCUCCAAUCUCCAGGGAUAUCCCGUCUUUUGUCAUUCUUCGCCAAAUCCCUCCAUCACGUCGCCAUCCCCGUCGACACUCGUCCAAAUUCGUUGGAAUAACCUCGACCGCGACACCCCUACCACACCGACUUUCCCCAAUCACACGGCGCUGAAGAACUGGUACGCCGCAGCACGCGAGUGGGCGCGCAUCUUGGAAUCUCCUGAGUUCCUAAUCACUGUAAAACUACAACCUGGCGAACCGGUCAUCUUUGACAACUGGCGCGUCUUGCAUGGCAGGUUGGGGUUUGAAGGGAAACGCCGAGUCUGCGGCGCAUAUGUGGGCAUGGACGAUUUCAGAGCAAAAUGUCGGAGUUUGGGAAUUGAAGCUUGA